Molecule: messenger RNA, 2517 nt
Organism: Botrytis byssoidea
Lineage: Eukaryota; Fungi; Ascomycota; Leotiomycetes; Helotiales; Sclerotiniaceae
Exons: 3
Coding region: 1-2517 (838 amino acids)
Molecular function (GO): RNA binding
Source: RefSeq, a predicted model, not a curated record
AUGGCCUCUUCUCGUAUAUUCAUAAAGGGACUUCCUCCAAAUAUCACCGAGGAUGAGUUCAAAACGCAUUUCGGUGCGAAGCAAGAAAUUACGGAUGCAAAAUUGAUCUCUCACCGACGAAUCGGUUAUAUUGGAUACAAAACACCAGAAGAAGCUGCAAAGGCAGUCAAACACUUCAACAAAUCAUUCGUACGAAUGUCAAAGAUUGGCGUGGAAAUUGCCAGACCUAUAUCAGAUUCAUCUUUACCUGUAUCGAGGAAAGCACAACGUGAACAAGAACGGGAAAAUAACAAGCUGCGGCAAUUGAAGCAAGAUGCGGAUGCAAAAGUCUCUGAGAGCCUGAAUGCUGGAACCAAGCGGAAACGAAGCGAUGUCGAUAUUGCAGAUCCCAAGCUACAGGAAUUUUUGGAGGUCAUGCAGCCGGCCUCGAAAUCGAACGCGAAUAUGUGGAAAGCUGGGACCAUGGAUACUGAUAUGGAGGAACCGCCAACGAAGUUACAGGCCAUUGAAGUGCCAGAGGGAGAAAGCGACGACGAAUAUCAGUCAGUACCUAGUAAGCCCAAGAAGGCUCCUGCAAACCCCAUCGAAUCAAAAGCGCCUAUUGCACCGAUCCCUUCAACUAUUGUUGCCGACAGUGCCAACCAAGCGGAUGAGGCGAUGGUCGAUGCACCUUCCAAUGAAGUUGAAGCCACGGAUGAUGAUUGGUUGAGGAGUCAUACGAAUCGUCUAUUAGAUAUAGUGGAUCCGGAAGAUAUUAUUCCCAAAACACAAAACUUAGACGUCAAGGAUGUUGAAGAGGUGGUUGCAGGAGAAACAGGACCCAAUACAGCAGUUGAAGAUACGGUUGCCGACGAAGCACAAGUCGUAGAAGAACAGACGGAGAAUUCACCUUCAGAACUGGAUACGACACUUGAAAUGAUCAAAGCCAGUGGUCGACUGUUCGUUCGGAACUUACCAUACAGUGCAACAGAGGAUGAUCUUCGGAAGCACUUUGAACAAUACGGAGCUUUAGAAGAGAUACACUUACCAGUAGACGCCAAAGGUGCCAGUAAAGGAUUUGUCCUUGUACAAUACACAGAUCCAAAUGCUGCUGCUGAAGCAUAUCAUAAUGUCGAUGGCGAGCCUUUCCAAGGAAGGUUGCUGCACAUAUUACCUGCUGCAGCUAAACGAGAUAACAAGCUAGACGAGUUUGCGAUAGCAAAGCUUCCCUUGAAGAAGCAAAGACUUCUCAAGAAGAAGGCCGAUUCUUCCUCUAGCACAUUCAAUUGGAACUCUUUGUAUAUGAAUCAGGAUGCAGUCAAUUCAUCGGUGGCUGAACGUUUGGGGGUCUCGAAAUCCGAGCUUCUUGACCCAACUUCGGCAGAUGCUGGAGUCAAGCAAGCCAUUGCUGAGACUUCGGUCAUCCAAGAAACUAAAUCGUACUUUGCGAAUAACGGAGUUGAUCUUGAUGCGUUCAAGAAACGUGAGCGUGGCGAUACAGCCAUUUUGGUCAAAAACUUCACCUAUGGCAUGACUCUAGAAGAACUUCGGAAGAUGUUCGAAGAAUUUGGUCAGGUCAUUCGUGUUCUCAUGCCCCCGACUGGUACGAUCGCAAUUGUUGAAUUUGCACAGCCAACACACGCAAGAGCAGCAUUUGCAAGCCUUGCAUAUCGACGUAUGAAGGACACUGUACUAUUCCUAGAAAAGGCGCCCAAGGACCUUUUCACAGGACCUCCACCUGCUCAACCGGUGGCAACAAUCAACAGGAAUGCGGACAACGCAGCAGAUCCUAAAUUAUCAACAUCUGAUCUUCUCGAAAGAGAUAGUGGCGUUGAAAAUGUGGAUACAACUACAUUGUUCGUCCGUAAUCUCAACUUCAGUACUACCAGUCAACGUCUCACGGAAAUUUUCAAGCCCCUUGAUGGCUUUUUAUCGGCACGCGUUAAUACAAAGACGGAUUCAAAGAAACCUGGCCAAGUGCUUAGUAUGGGUUUUGGCUUCAUCGAAUUCAGAACUAAAUCCCAAGCACAGGCGGCAAUCAAAGCAAUGGAUGGAUACACACUUGACAAUCAUAAGUUGCUGGUUAAGGCGUCGCACAAGGGAGCUGAUGCUGCUGAGGAGAAAAGGAAAGAGGACAGAGCUAAGAAGUUGGCGGGCAAACGUACAAAACUCAUUGUCAAGAAUUUACCGUUCGAAGCUUCCAAAUCGGAUAUUCGAAAACUGUUUGGGACGUAUGGGCAGCUCCGAUCGGUGCGCAUGCCCAAGAAAUUUGAUCACUCAACACGUGGUUUCGCUUUUGCAGACUUCAUUACGGCUCGUGAAGCGGAGAAUGCACUAGAGGCUCUCAAGGAUACCCAUCUUCUUGGCCGUCGUCUGGUAAUCGACUUCGCUUCCGAAGAAACUGUUGACGCAGAAGAAGAGAUUGAAAAAAUGCAGAAGAAAGUCGGAUCUCAAGUCAACAAAGUUGCCUUACAAAAUCUUACCGGGGGAGGUCGCAAAAAAUUCAAUAUUGAAGGCAACGAUGCGGAUCUGGAUUGA